CGAAGUGGACAUGUGAUGAAGACCAGGCUUCUUCUUAAUGACGUGCAGAGACGGAUGACUUGCUCUUGCAACCCACCGCGUCCACCAGUCUACAGCAGCGCCUCGUCGUGUGAAGAUCCUCCAGUUCGUUACCACCCUCCCUGCCGGCACCACUUGAGGUGUCUCUUGCUGCCUCAGUCAAGAAGUCAGCUGGUCGCGAUGACGUCCGUGGCGCACUACGGCGUCCUGCUAAUGCUCGUCGUUGCGCCCAUAGAUUUCAUCAAGGGAUUCGUAGAUGGUGAUCCUUCAGAGGAUUUACGGUCAGCAGUAGCCAUGUCCCAACUUGUCCUCGCCCAGCAGGCUCAGUUCUUCAGAGAACUUAUCAACGCAACAAGAGGCAGAAACAACUGCUGCGACACUCUUGGAAAAUCAGAUUUAGAGUUACAGGAGGUAUGUCCCGACCCUUAUAGUACAGUGGUAGGCGAGUGCUUCUACUUGUCUCCCAACCAACUGUCCUGGCACAGUUCUCGACAUUUCUGCCGCGGAAUGGGAGGCGACCUUGCUACCCCCAGACAUCUAUACGCCCUCAAAGCAUUCAUCACUGAAAAACGAGGGCCUAAAGCUGUGUGGAUCGGGGGUACCGACUUAGGUGCGGAUGGCGGGUGGAGGUGGGUGAACGGAGACACCGUGGACAGUGCAGAUUGGGCCCACAAGCAACCCAACAAUGACAGGCCAGUGGAGCAGUGCCUCCACCUAAGGAGAGACUGGCAUCCGGUCCUCGGCGACUUGCCUUGUCACAUUUCUCAGCGGUUUGUAUGCCAGUACAUUCUUUAACUCUGACACCAACUUUGCAAAAUAUAACCCUAACCAGUUAUGAUAAUUAUUAUGUGAAAGCUGUAAUAACAUUAUGGAAAUUCCCAUAAUGAAUAUGACCAUCUCUCAAAUUCCCAUA
Homarus americanus (American lobster) is the source of this 931-nucleotide messenger RNA. Its product is annotated as C-type lectin domain family 4 member G-like. Gene Ontology annotation, molecular function: zinc ion binding. Bases 16 to 813 code for a protein of 265 amino acids. The transcript has 4 exons. The record is from RefSeq and is a predicted model, not a curated record. Lineage: Eukaryota; Metazoa; Arthropoda; Malacostraca; Decapoda; Nephropidae.